Messenger RNA from Psylliodes chrysocephalus, 2368 nucleotides. The record is from the annotation of a GenBank genome assembly. NCBI's taxonomy places the organism in Eukaryota, Metazoa, Arthropoda, Insecta, Coleoptera, Chrysomelidae.
AUCUUUGGGUUUUUCUGAAAAUAUUUAGUUAAUCAAUUACGGCCCUGUUGGCACCUACUGCGCAAACUCUGUAGAAACGUUUUCUAAACUGUGACUGGAAAAUUGGAACUCGCUUAAAAUAAAUAACUUGGUAAGUUGGUCACAAUGUUUAUAAUUGACGUUUGCCAUUCCUGGCUUGGCCUGACUUUGACGUUACUAGUAUUUGGUUAUGAAACAGGAAAUUGUCAUUUUUAAUUUAUAUUUCAAUUUACAUAUAAAAUAUAAAAGAAAUACUGGUAUUUACGAAUGAAUCCGCAAUACGGUAAUAAUUUAUAUGUUACAUACUUAUUUUCUCAAGCAGAGACUAUUCAAAAUUCAUAAUCUUCCUAUUCGGUUUGGGGCCCUAAAGAGAAAAUUUAAAUAUGUUUUAGGUGGUGUACAAAAACGGCCUGGGCAUAAAUAUUAUUUUAAAGAGGAUUACCUUAAUGAAUAUGAUGCUUUUACUAAAUAUUAUAGGACUAUUUGCUCAAAUGGAUACAUUUCAAAAAUAUCCAGCGAGGUAGAUAAUAUGGGUGAUUACUGUGAUCUUUAUAAUAAUGUUUCUGAGGAUACCAAAUCCUUACAAUUAAAUUUAUUUUAUGAACCAUUUACUGAUCACCAGAAGAAUGAAAAUAUUUUAUAUGCAACUGACCAUGUAAGAAUACAGCGAAACAUUGACAAGGGCAACCAAUUAAUAGCAACACGAAACUUAUCGAGAAAUACAGUAUUAAUAAAUGAAAAACCAACAGUUUUACAAGUUGCUCCACUAUGUAGCUGUGUUGGAGAUAGUCGUACAUCCCUCUAUAGAUGUCAUCAUUGUGGAACAUCAUGCAAGCAGUUUUAUACAUGUGAUAGUUGUAACGUGUGCACGUUUUGCUCAAGAAAAUGUCUAACUAUCGCGUGCAAAGAGUACCAUGUCUAUGAAUGCUUCGGGCUCCAGAGGCAUUUCUGGUCUAUGGAUGAUACGGAUUAUGGUUACAUAUCUUUUAGAAUAUUGUUAUAUGGAGCCACAAAAGAUUUUAAUACUGACUUUACUAAUUAUUCUUAUGGGAACGUUGAAAAUAAUUAUCCAUUUAUUUAUGGAUUGGAAAGUCAUUUUAAAGAUAUGUCUCGUACAAAGGUCAAUAAAAUUUUAUAUAGUGCUGUGAGAAACUUACUCUACCUCAGAAAUAAAACGAACUUCUUCAAGCCAUACAAAACAAAGCCUAAUAUUGAUGAUAUGUACAUGUAUAUCGGCGGUUUAUUAGUGAAGCACUAUUGCCAGGCUCAAAUAAAUAGUAUAAUCUUAAAAUUUCCGAACUUAAUUGUAGCCUCAGGACUUAAUAUCUCCAGUGGGAGCGGGAAAGCUAUUUGUCCUACCAUUGCUCUAAUUAACCAUGCGUGUUCCCCAAAUGCCACUAUAAUUAUAUACUCUAAUUACCUUGUCGUGAAAAGUAUUAAAUCUAUCAGAAAAGGAGAAGAAAUAACAGUGUGUUACACCGAAGUCAAUGCGUUUUUUAGCGUAGCGGAACGAAGACUAAUCACAGAACAAUUAUUGUAUUUCACUUGUAGGUGUGCAUUUUGCUUGUUCGAAGAAAAUUCGAUAGAAGCGCCAUAUAAGUGUCCGUUUUGUGAAAACGGUAAUGCGAAACAACUUGAAAAUUCAAAUACAAAACAUUUAGGAAUGUGCACUAAAUGUUUAAAGACUUUUCCGUUAGAUGCACUAAUGAAACACAUAAAACGAGCUGCCAAAUACAAAAGUGCCUAUAAUAAAACAAAUUCUUUGGAAACGCUUAAAAAACUGGAAGCGUGCUACAAACAAAUAUUUCCUCUAAAUUCUUUACAUCUUCUUGAUAUCUAUAGAUUAAUAUACGAAAAGCAUCUUGGAUUACAAGAUAAACCAAUUGAAAUUCUAAAAUAUGGUAUAUUAAUAUUUCAUAUAUUAGAGAAUGGACUUUGUACUUUAUACAUUCCUCUUCUUUCUGCGAAAGUAAUGUUUAUGUACAAAAUGGUUGACAUGAAAAGAUUCAUGGACAUUAAGCAUGUGACUCAGGAAGAAUUCGAUGUAGCCAAACAAUUUACCACGGAGGUAGUGAAACUUAAAAAAGAUCUUUUAUUUUACCUUCCCGAAGAAAGAUUGCAAUAUUAUACAUACAUUCAAACCAAAGUACAUUCUUUUUUUCAAGGGAUUACAUGUCCGUAGGUUGUAAAAACCUAUAAAAAUAUUUUAUUUGUAUAAUAUUUAAAAAAUUUAUUUUUUAUAAUAAUCGUUAAAUGUUAUGAAAAUCUUAAUUGAUAUUUUGAUAUUGUUCUUGUUCUGCUAGUAGGUUUUGUAGAUGUUUAAUAGUUUGUAAUAAAAUGUCUUUAUGAA